Molecule: messenger RNA, 8088 nt
Organism: Trichomonas vaginalis G3
Lineage: Eukaryota; Parabasalia; Trichomonadida; Trichomonadidae
Product: protein CSF1 family
Exons: 1
Coding region: 1-8088 (2695 amino acids)
Biological process (GO): fermentation
Cellular component (GO): membrane
Source: RefSeq, a predicted model, not a curated record
AUGGAAUGGCCUGAAGAGCUAUCUAGUGCGGGUAUUACGCCAUCAGUGCUAGUGUUCUUCGUCGCAUUCAUCGUAAUUUUACUUUAUUUGUUCUUUUUCCAACAAUAUCUCACCGCAUUAUUUUAUAAAGGAUUUUUAAAACUUAUUUUGCCAAAAUCCCUCACAAUUCAUUUCGAAAGAUUCUCAUUUUCGAUGUUUACAGGCCAAUUUACAUUGCAUAGAGUUCAAAUCAUUAACCAAGACAUGAAAAUAAAUAUCGGUAGGGUAAGAGCUACAUUAUUUUACUGGAGACCGAUUCCGACAUACGUAGAUGAUGAAGGAAAAUCCUAUAAAGUACGUUUUCAUGCAAUGUUAAAUGCCGUUGAGAUUACAAUUUAUAAUCGCCAAUGGUCAACGGAAAUGGUCGAAAAAAUUAACGAAAAAAUCAAUGGUGGAGCAACAGCAGAAGAUAUUACUAAUUUUUUACGCGAACAAUACCCAGCUCCCGUCCCAUAUCCUUUAGCUUUAAUUUACAGAGCCAUUUUACCAUUUUCCUUCGAAGUUAAAGCAUUUUCUUUCACAGUAGGCAAUAAUACACUCCCAUCUUUUGUAGUUGCCCAAGCCCAAUCAUUAAAUGGAAAAUUUUCAAUUAUUACUCGCGAAAAUCCUCAAUCUCACAUUAAAUCUCGUCUCGAAAUGCAAUUAAACAAUUUCAAAUUCCUAGUUCUUCCACAUCCUAUCGAAUAUCCUCCAAUUUUUGCAACAUCAAUGCGAGAUAUCAAUGAGCGAUCACAAAAGAUACGAAAUGUCAUAGUCUCAGAAACUGUAAAUGUUUCUAUACAAAAUGACCUCCCAGGAUGUUACGUUAUGUAUGAUGAUCAUCGAGAAUUGGGAUUAGUCACUCAAGAUCCAAGACAAAUCAUCGACGUACAAUUUGUAGGUAAUACAACGUUAGAAUAUGGUCCGUAUACAGAUAAACUAAGAGUUUCGUUUAUGAAAUUCUUUUUACCAUUUUAUUUCAACAAUCCUGUCAUUUAUCAGGCCAGUGAUGGUCGUAUCAAGAACAUGGAAGUCAAUAUUACCUUCGUUGAUGGUUUUACCUUUACUAUUCCUUUCGUUACUCAAAUUUUAUCUCAUGACUCGUUAAUUGUCGCAGGAAGUGAAGGAUCGACAAUCAAUGUCCUUAGUUCUCAAUUCCCGACCACAAUAGAUGAAUGUAAAAUGACUGUUUCCGCUGAAAUUAAACAACCAAUAAUUUCGACUUCUUAUGGAGUCGAACAGAUAAUUACAGCCGACCAAUUAAACGUAGAAAUGGGCAAUUUCUAUAAAGAGCAUUGGUAUGACGUAACACAAACCUCUGUUUAUUGUAAAUUUGAUAAUUCUCACAUACUUUUGCAUCCUUAUCACAUUGACUUCUUUACAGCACUUGGAACUGAUUGGGCAUCAUGGUAUCCGUUCCAAACUGUUCCAGAUACCGCUUCCAACUUUUUCCCAUGGAAUUAUUACGUUGUUGUCGAUAUGGCGCCUGUUACAGCAGUUCUAUUGAUGGAAAAGACACCAGCGUACUCACAGGUUCACUCUCCAAACGAGCACAGCCGUUUAGAAAUCAAAUUAAACAAUUUGGUUUUCAGAUUAACUGCACCAUUCACUGAAUAUCAAGCAGAGAAGAAAGGAGUGACAUUUACAGUCGAUCUGAUGCAAGGCGGUGCUGAAUUUGUCCGACCAGGCAACCAUUUAUUAAAAAUUCGCAGAGGAACAGACAUAAACAACUAUCUAACCUUCGAAAGAUUGUUCCUUAAAGGCGAAUAUCGAUGGUCCUCCAUUCCAGGAGGCGAUGCAAGUUUCCCAUUAACUAUCCAAAUUUACAAAGCGACGGGAUUAUCAGAUUUCUCGUUUAUUUUCUCCAUAUUAGAUGUUAUUCAGAAUUACACUGUAAACAAGCGUCGCGUUCCAGAAGAACUCCAAGAACUUCUCGAUAAAAACAGACCGACCGUAACUCCUUACAAAUUCCACAUUUCCGUUGUUUUGUCAAUCGACAAAGGCACUCUAAAAGUUCCUUACCAGAUGUACGAUACACACAACUGCGCCGUAGGCACUCUCAACAAACUUCUUUUAACAGUUGAGAGCUGUUUCCCUUAUUGGCAAGUUUUGAUGAACAUUGAUUCUGUUGUUGCAAACUUACCGCCAACGGAUAUACCAUAUGAAGUGUUCUAUAAAGAGCAGAUCGGUGAUAAAGAGAUGAAAGACGCUGUUGGAUUAGUACAUAUGGAUGGAAUGGCCGUUGAAAUGCGCGCGAUUUCGGAAAAACCUGGUUUGACAACUUCAUCUGACAUAGCGGUUUUUAUCGGCAAAAUUGCAGGAUUUGCAUUGUUACCACAUAUUUUACAUGGAUUAGAAGUAACUACAUCAUUUAUAUAUCAUUGGUUUUCAGAGGAUUCCAAAGAUAGGGAGAGUCUCGAUCAAUGGUAUUUCUACAUGUUGAGAAACAUAAGAGUUUGCAUGCAAGAUGUAACUUUGUAUGUUGAUAUGGGUCAACUUGGAAUUUUAAGUGCACAAUUACCAAGUGGCGUUUGUGUGUUUUUGGAUAAUUUAAUUGAUGAUAAAUACCAUACACACAUGUACGCGAUUCUCCCUUCAAUAGAUGUUAUCCAUUUGAUACAGGAAUACGACAAUGGUCCUUUGAUUCCUUGUUUCAGAACAACUUUGUAUUUGAAUGUAAAUAGAAACGGUUAUUUCUCAGGAAACAAGGAAGAUAAAGAGAGACAAGCGGAAUUACUGAGACAGUUCGAUAAGAACUUAAAGAGAUAUCCUUUCUUAUGGAAUGAAAUCCCUGAUUUGCCUGAAAAUUUCUUAGUUAAUCCAGAAAUUUUCGAUCAAAACGCUUUCAACGCGGAUUUGAAAGAAGAAAUCGAUCUUUCACAGGAAUUGGCAAGUAAUCCAUUCGAAAAUGGUGAAUACACAUUGGAAAUUCCUGUCAUUAACUAUAACACCAAGAAAUUGUUCUGUACUCCUGAAAGACUCGCAAUGUGGUGUCAUCAUUUCAGAGUUGUCAGAUUUUAUACUCACAGAUUUGACAAAAUUUUGACACGAGAUUUAGGGACAGAAAUUUUGGACCCACAUUUAAUGACAGAAGAAAACAGAGUUAAAUUCUCGAAGAUUAAUAUGGACAUGUAUUUCUGUAUUCCUCAUAAUUUGAUUGUUAAUAUUACUCCUGUUUCUAUUCCUUUGUUUGCAGCAUUGAUAGAAAUGAUGAAUUACAAAUCAAAUUCAAUGCUACUUGACGCGUACACGAGAUCAAUGAUAUCGGCAUUCACAAGAUUGGAAUUCCACAGAAGAGAAGUCAUUGGUUUAUUCAUGCCAAAAAUAACCGUUAAUUUAUUGGAUGAAAAUUAUGUGUUAACGGUUUUAGUUGAUGAAAUCAAGCUUUAUCUUGAUAAUUAUCACGAACAGCAUUACAAGAAGUUAUCAUUGGUUAUCAAUGAAGUGUCCGUGAACUGCUACGAUCUCGAGAAAGAACAAAGUGAACCAGAUAUCGCUUUGAAAGUUCCUCAAAUUUUGGUCGCAACAAGUGACGAUAAAAGUAAAAUUUCUGUUGGUCACGUCACAUUGGAUUUACAGCCAACAUCGCCUAAACUCAUCAGUACAAUGGGCAAAUCACUUAAAGUAGAAUUAAGUGGACUUCCGAAACCGAUUUUCGGUCAAAGAAUGGAUGAUUUCUUCGAAUUAAUCAAAACAUCAAAUGAAUAUCAAUCAGAAAAGAAACGAUUGAGAGAAUUCCAAUUCCAAAGUGAUAUGCAGUUCAUGAAUCCCGACUACAAUGCAGAUAUAACUGCAAUGUACACAGCAGCUGCAGCAAUGGAUUUAAUGAACUUCAAUAUUCAUUUCAAGAACGUUUCAAGUAAAGAAGAAACAUCCGAAAUAAAUGAUGAAAUAUCCAAGAAAUUCAAUAUAAGUUUGCCACCUUUGACAGUUAUUUUCUCUGAUCCAAUGGGAGAAUCCGUUCUAAAAAUCAAUCCUUACCCAAUUUCCAUUGAUUCCAAAGGAAAAACACUUGCUUUAACUUCAGGAAUUCGAUCAUUAAGUUUGAGAACAGGACCUCCAAUUCUCAAAUUCAUUGAAGCAAUUAAAGCUGUGAAUGAAGACAACCAGUUCGAUACAGUUAUUGAAGAUAUCGAUGAAGAAUCCCAGAAAGAAGAGAAACAAUCUGGAAGAACGAAAAUUUAUGCUCAUAUCGUUGUAAACAACAUAAAUCUUCAAUUCCAGGAGAUUUCUCUUACAUUACAAAAAGCUGCUGUUGCUUUAACUCAUAAUCCUUAUUUGAUGCAAGCAACACAAUUCUCUUUCACAGGAUCAAUCAAUGAUUUGUGUUUGAGAAUCAGUGACAUGUUCGUUGCCAAUUUCAAGUCAUUCAGUCUUUGCCAGAGAAGCGAAUCAUUGGAAGGAGCAUUGAGAAUUGGUCCUAUUGACAUUGAUUUCCCUGUAACUUUCGUGUUGAAUUUAGUUCCAAACUUGGAAAAGAGUUUGGGCUUCAAUUUAAACGAAAACAAAGCUUUACUUAUGCCAAGGAAAAGAUCAAGUAUCAAAAGAGAUUCAUUCAAAGUCGAAGAUGUUCUUGAUAACGAAGAAAAAGAAAAUGAUAAUAAUUUACUCAAGGAAAUCUUAGAUGCUUUGAAUGUAACUGUUUUGAUUGAACCAAUAACAUUGACAUGCAUUUUGGAUCAAGAUGUCAAUUUUGUUUUCCAAUUACCAGCAAUUUCUGGUUUGGCUUCCAACGAAGAAAACGCUUUGACUUUCUUCACUUUUAUCCACGAGCCAAUCAUUUCUGUUUCCAAUAUCUUUUCUGUACAAAUUGCUCCUCUUUUGUUGCAUGGAAGUUUCAAUGUACAAGACUUACAACUUCUUAUUUUCCUCAUGUUAGGACAAAUAAACAUUGUUGGAAAUGGCGAAAGUUUGAGUUCUUUGCUGAUUUUGGUCAACUCAAUAUUAGGAAGGAUGGAGAAGAAAGUCAUCAAGGAAAUAAAGAAGAAGAAAGAGCAGACAAUACCUCUAAGAGAAACAAAGAAAUCCACGCAAUCAAAGAAGUUAAAUGUCAAUUUCCAGUUUUUGAUGCCUCAAAUUUCUGUUUCUUUCCCAGAAAUCUCGAUGAUUGUCGGUUUAGAAGCUUUGUUUGUCAAUCUUGAAUUAGCCAAAGCUCUAUCAUUCGAGGCACAAAUACAAGGUUUCUUUGUCCAGUUGUUCGAGGCAACUUUGACAAUGGAAUUUUAUGCUUCUUUCAUGAAUAAUAUUCUGAAGUUUACAAUGUCAGAUCCAACCGCCAAUUUCUCACAAAUUUUCUUUGCCAACAUAAACAAACUUGUUGAGUUUGGCAAAGCGAUACAGCAUAGAGUCAAACGCCAGAAGAAGGUCAAGAAACUGUUCAAAGAUCUCAACAAAACAAUUGCAAAAGCAGCAGAUCAAGGAGCAGGAAUUCUUCUUAAUUCCAUGGGAUUCGAGUUCAAAGAAAAAGAGGAAGACGCGUUAGCAUUCCCAGAUUUGAUUGAUCUCCAGUUAUUCUUUGAAAUAAGGAAUACAUCUGUAUCAAUUUCCCUUCAAAAAUCUGGAGAAUGUCACCUCCAAAUUCCAAUUGUUUCUCUUUGUGUUCAAACAAGAAUUUCAGAACAACACAAGAAAACAGCUUAUGCUGCUGUUUUCUGCAUCAAAGAGACAACGUUAGUUUUGGAUUCUGCUGAGUCAACAUCCACAACAACAGGAGCUUCUUCUGAUGCUUUCGAAGGCACAAUGAGAUCGAACAAUGAUGACAACAACAAUUUGUCAUUGAUUUCUUUGAAACAAGUUGAUCUCAAUUUGAUUUCCUUCCAAAACAAAGUCUCUUUAGAGGCUUCCAUCGCAGGAUUGAAGAUUAAACUCUUCCCAACAUUCCCAAGCGCUAUUGUUCGAAUCAUAGAAGUUGUUGAUCUCUCAGGAAUAACUCCAACAUCUUCAUCUCAAGCAACAACUGAAUCAGAGUUCGAAGAAGAGGAAGAUGACAAUGAAACACAAAUUGUCACUCAAAAUGAAGAAGAAAAGAAGAUUGAUAACUUAGAAAUUGAUACAACAUUUAGAUGUCUUGAUACUGAAUUAGUUUUGUAUCCAAUCGCUAAUUCUGUUCCUGUUCCAAAGAUCAUUCUUAAACUAUUACUCAAAGAGAAACAUGCUUAUGUCGUUGUCAACAUUCCUAAUGACGUAAAAGCAACUUUCUCACCUCUUUUGAUCGAUUGGAUCAUGAAAUUACUCAAAACUCUCAAGACAACACCGAAACAAAAUAUUUCCCAAAGCCCGCAAUUAUCAACACCGAGAUCUUCACAAAGUACACCGAAAAGAUUGCAAGCAACACCUCCAAGCAAAAGAAGAAGCAAUCCGGCAACCAAAGCUCAAUCUUCUUCGCAAACUUUGUUGAUGGUCAAAGAUCAAAUCGAACAGAAAAUUAAAAUCGACUUGAUCGUAAACACGAAGUUGUUUGAGAUCUGUUUGUCAUGCAAACCAAGGAGAUCUGAUGUUUCCGCUGUUGUUGGCUUUAAUUCUUUGCAGAUCAUGCAUUCUUCAACGACAAAUGCAACGAAUGCUUCUUUGAUCAACAUUUAUUUGAGGACACAUAAUAUUUACACUCCAACAAAUUCUUAUGCAAGAACAGCAAGAUUGUUUGAGUUAAAUAUUCCAAGAAUCGAUGCCUCUUUGUUGACAAACGAUUUACCAAUCGCCAUCAGCAAAAUAGAAGUAUCUAUCUCAUCAGACAAAAUCGAAGAAAUCUCUUUGUUCAAUGAUGUUUGGGUCCAGCCAUUAUUGAAAGUUUUCCAGUCAGAUGAAACAGAAGAAACAACAGUUAAAGCUCCGAAACCAGACAUUCCUCAAGAAAUUACAACGAAUAAUGACACUAACCCAAUCAAAUUGAAACUUAUGUUGAACUCCUUCGAUUUGUAUUUCAACUACACAAGUGGUGCGGGCAAUUUGUUGUUGAAAUUAUAUCCAAUCAGAGCCGAACUUUCCAAACAAUUUAUUUUCCUUUCUGUCAAUUCUAUUUCAUUGAAUUCAUUCGGAAGAUUGACAAGCGAAAUCGAAUUGUCAGAUAUCUAUUUCCAGCGCGAAACACCUAACAAGAAGAACUCGAAAUUGUUGUUCAUGUUAAAGAAGAUUUCUGUUGACAUGCGAUCAAUGGAAGAUCAGUUCUUAACAUUGUCUGUUGGCAGAAUUAAUUUGAUUACACGAAGUUCUGUUAAAAAAUCCGGUCCUUAUUCUAUUUUGUUGGCAUCUUUGGAUUCACCAGUUCUAUCCGCGACUGCACAAACAGUUCCAAAUCUUUUGUCUUUCUAUCACACAGUUGCUGAUCCUAUCAUGAUUGGUGUACAACGAGCAAAUAGAACAACAGUUUCUUCAACAAAACCAAAGACAGUUACCAACCAAAUUGUCAAAUCUGUUCAUCCUCCAAACAGCAGAUUGGUUUUUGUUACAUCAGGUGCCAAAGUUGAACUUUUCAGAUACUACUUCAAAGACUCAGAAGCUAUCCGAUUAACAGUUGCUGGCGUUAAUUUGAGUCUUGCAAUUUCUACCGAUGAAAUGGAAAGAAUUGCAAGAAAUAUGAAUUUCGCUUUCAAGCCAAUCGUUUUGGGCAAAUUGAUCAUGAAUACUUCCAAACCAACAUUGCGAGAGAUCCUUAAAUUACCAGAGAUCACAGGUGAUUUGGAUACAGUUCAAAUUGGAGUCAAUGGAACAACAAUUCAUUACGAUUUCGUCACUAAUUUCGAUGGUUUAAUUGAACCAACUUUGACAUUGACUGAUUACGAGUUCCUUGUUGAUUUGUUGAAGUAUGCAUCCAAGCAGUUGAAUAUGGAUUCAUUGGCAUCAUCAAGUUCUAGUCCUAAAGAAGAACCAAAGAAGAAAAUCCAAUACACUUUUGUUCCUAAUAAAUACAGUUUCAAUCCAGGUUUCAAAGUCGGAAUUGGUGCUUCUCUUAAACCAAAUGUUCAAUGGCUUCUUACUCAACUUGGUAUCUCUGAUGAACAUAUUAUUCCUGCUUCCUUGUUUGAAGCUGUUUCACUUGGCUUGGAGAAAUUACUUAUUUCAGUAACUGACUAA